CCUCCUCAUCAAUGUGAUGCAGAGGAGGAUGCAGAAGCCCCAAACCCCCAUCAAAAACACAGACGCUUUGAACACAUGAAGGAGAGAUUUGAUUAGCUUAGCUUAAUUAUAUGCAUGGUUUUUAAUGCACUUUUUGUUUGUUGUCCACUCAAUUUUUUCACAGACAUAAAGAAAAGGAAGGAAAACCCAUUUUGCAGAAGAUCAACAAGAGUGAGUGAUACAUAAUAUCAUCAUCACGCCAAGAUGAACGACUUAUUUUCGAGCUCGUUCAAGAAAUACACUGACCUGAAACAGCAGGCCUACCUGGACGAUAUGGAGGCCGGGAAGGAGACUGUUAAUCUUGACAAGUUCUUCGAAGAUGUCGAGAAUGUGAAGGAGGACAUGAGACAGGUUGAUAAGCUGUACAAGCAGCUACAAGAUGCCAAUGAAGAGAGCAAGACUGUGCACAAUGCUAAAACCAUGAAAGAGCUCCGAACCCGCAUGGACUUGGAUGUCGAGCAGGUCCUUAAGAAGGUCAAAAUCAUAAAGGGAAAGCUUGAAGGUUUGGAGCGUUCCAACGCAACUCACAGAAACCUUCCUGGUUGUGGCCCUGGCUCCUCCGCGGAUCGAACCAGGACCUCAGUGGUUAGUGGUUUGGGGAAGAAACUCAAGGACAUGAUGGAUGACUUUCAGGGAUUGAGAGGUAGAAUGACAUCUGAAUAUAAAGAAACAAUAGAACGCAGGUAUUUUACUAUAACCGGAGAGAAAGCGAGUGAGGAAACUAUCGAAAAUUUGAUAUCGAGUGGAGAAAGUGAGAGCUUUCUGCAGAAGGCUAUUCAAGAACAGGGGAGAGGUCAGAUUUUGGACACCAUAUCAGAAAUGCAAGAAAGACAUGAUGCUGUGAAGGAGAUUGAGAAGAAUUUGAUUGAGCUCCAUCAGAUAUUCUUGGACAUGGCUGCUCUGGUUGAAGCACAGGGUCACCAACUCAAUGACAUUGAGAGCCAUGUCAUGCAUGCUAGCUCGUUUGUCAGACGCGGCACCGACAAUCUUCAAGAGGCCAAAGAACAGCAGAAGAAAUCAAGGAAGUGGACAUGCAUUGCUAUAAUUCUUGGAAUAAUCCUCGUCAUUCUCCUCCUAAUUCCGAUUUUGAUUCAAGUUUUGCCUCAUAUGUUGUAGGAAGAUGAAAAUGGGGGAGACUUUUACUUUGUUCUAAUUGGAACUCUGAAUGCAUGCAUUUAUUCUGAUUCUAACAAUAGGAACAUAGUUAGAUCUUGCACGAGUUCAGAUACAAAAAAAAAAAAUUACAUAAAUAAAAAAUUUUGGUUCUCGAGGGGUGAUGUUUCAAUGUCUCACAAACUCCAUUUGUGACACAAAAAUAAAGCACACUUAGAUAUGGAGGUUCAAUGGGUUCGUUCAUUCACAUUUGGGCAUCUUUAAGCUUUUGAGUCUCUCGGGCCACCAAUCAUGAAAGGGACCAAAUUUGCAGAUGGGGUAGAUACAUGAAAUUCUUAUGCGAGGGUUGUAGACAUUAUUGUAAUUGAUUUUUAUCUCAUUCUAUGAAGGCUUAUUUAUGUACAUGCCUCAUGUGCUUUCAAAGUUGUCUUAGAUUACCACAUGUUCUUUGAAACGUCUCAAAAUACCACAUAUACUUUUAAUAACUGUCUCACGUUACCUAUUCCAUCAGUAUUAAGAGAUGUUCCGUUACGUGGUGAGUUUGUUGAGUAAUUUGGGGUCUGUGUUGGUGGUAGGUUGAGAUUUUUUUGGAAGAGAAAUCUUCUGGAGGCUAUUGUGAUGAGUGGGUGAGGCUUGGUUGUAGGUUCAAAGGUUGAGAGGGUGAAGAGAAGGAGGGUGAUGAAGACCAAAAGGGCAUGGAUGGAAAUUGUGGAUUGGGCUUUGGGUGGAAGGAGAUUAUUGGAAUUGGUUCGUCUGAAAGAAGAAGAAGAAGAAGAAGAAGAAGAAGACCCAUACCACAAGAAGUGGGGGCCACAUCACAUAAUAGAACUUCUCUUAAUAGGAGGCGGAACAGGUAACAUGAGACUAUUAUUAAAAGUGUAUGUGGUAUUUUGAGACGUUUCAAAGAACAUGUGGUAAUCUGAGACAACUUUGAAAGCAUAGGAGGCAUGUACAUAAAUAAGCUUUCUAUGAAUGACCCCCUCCUCCCCCCUUCCCCCUUCCCCCUUCCCCCUUCCCAAUUUCUUACAAUCCCAGUUUCUUACAAUUUGUCCAAGACUCUCAAAUGUUAAAGUUGUGCACCCUUUUGAGUUUGAUGAAUCUAUUAAGAGAGAACGGUUGGGCUGAGCUAUAUAUAUUCUGAUCUUUAAUAUUACAGGGUUAUUCUAUAGUGAGGGCCUUCUAAGACCCUUAGAUGAUGUCCUAUCUUUUUACUGUUGGAUCAAACUAACCAACUUGAUCCAACAACUAACCAAUUUGAUCCAACGGCUAAAAGAUGGGGACUCAUCUAAGGCGCUCACUAUGACCCCUUAAUAUUACAACCAACAUUCCUAUCAGCAUUAAAACAACACAAAUAAGGCCACAAUUAGUGCACCUAUCUAAGAUUCUAACGCUAGUUUAAUAGAAUAAGGCCCCAGUCUGGUGCACCUAACCAAACUCAGAUUUCGAGAAGCCUGUGGUUGUUAACUUAAGGCACAAUAAGAAAAAGGUAGAAAAACUAUUCAUUUUUGUACAGAGGACAGCCACUCAUCCAUCAAACAAUUUGCUUUCACAAAAUGGCCUGAUAUUGAGCAUUUCAUUCAAUCAAGCCACUGAGAUCAUAUACCAUUAAGAAUCAUGAAACCAAAUUGAAGUAUUUCCUACAAUGUAGCUUGAAAAUCAUAUCUGGCAUGAUUG
Molecule: messenger RNA, 2826 nt
Organism: Prunus persica (peach)
Lineage: Eukaryota; Viridiplantae; Streptophyta; Magnoliopsida; Rosales; Rosaceae
Product: syntaxin-124
Exons: 1
Coding region: 244-1155 (303 amino acids)
Biological process (GO): intracellular protein transport; exocytosis; vesicle fusion
Cellular component (GO): endomembrane system; SNARE complex; plasma membrane
Molecular function (GO): SNARE binding; SNAP receptor activity
Source: RefSeq, a predicted model, not a curated record